AUGGUGGUACUUUUGACAACACGUCUGACGCUCUUGAAGCUGUGGCUAAGUUGUUGGAAGGAGCUCCCAGCAAGGGUCUCCGUUGAUACAAUGAUUAUCCAAGCUAUUGGUCUGCUUGAUGAUCUUGACAAAGACCUCAACACUUACGCUAUGAGGGUUCGUGAAUGGUACGGUUGGCAUUUUCCCGAGCUUGCCAAGAUCAUAAGUGACAAUAUCCUAUAUGCUAAGUCUGAUAAAUUAAUGGGAAAUCGGGUUAAUGCAGCAAAGCUAGACUUCUCUGAGGAGUUGUCUAUGGCUGCUAAAUUAUGCUUACGUUAA
Eruca vesicaria subsp. sativa (arugula) is the source of this 318-nucleotide messenger RNA. The record is from the annotation of a GenBank genome assembly. Lineage: Eukaryota; Viridiplantae; Streptophyta; Magnoliopsida; Brassicales; Brassicaceae.